This is a messenger RNA of Sphaeroforma arctica JP610, 2076 nucleotides long. Its product is annotated as TK protein kinase. Gene Ontology annotation, biological process: cell surface receptor protein tyrosine kinase signaling pathway; protein phosphorylation; positive regulation of kinase activity. The transcript has 3 exons. Gene Ontology annotation, molecular function: transmembrane receptor protein tyrosine kinase activity; ATP binding. Gene Ontology annotation, cellular component: signaling receptor complex. The record is from RefSeq and is a predicted model, not a curated record. Lineage: Eukaryota; Ichthyosporea; Ichthyophonida. The annotation marks the transcript as partial.
AUGGGUUACUACCAGAAUGACCUGUACUUUGGCAACAACUCUGUGUACGAAUAUCUCUGGCUGACUGAGAUAUUUUUCAACGUCGAGUUUGAAGACACUGCCUACGAGUUCUGGAUACCGAAUGCAAAGUGGAAGGGUAUAAAAAACUUAUGCGCACCUACUGAUAAGACUGCCGAUUAUAGGCUAUGGUCUAAUCCAAACAUAGACAAAGUCCACGACGAAUUAGGUGGAGAGUUUGGAGUAUCGUAUGAGCAAUGUCCGUUCGGGCCUCCGGCACACAGAACUAUCGACUCCGGCAAAGUGCAUUUGGGGGGACCUGUUGAGUCGUUGCUGGAUAACAACAACACCUUGACCCUGCAGUGUAGGAAGAAGCCGUGUGAAGUCAACAUGUGCAAAAACGGAGGCAAGUGCAAGACAGACUUUUACGCCGAGUAUAAAGCCACGUGCGAAUGUGUGGAGCCGUACUAUGGACUGGAUUGUUCGCUAACCACAGGCUUGCCAGUUACAGCCCGGGAAACCUUUUACUACUCGCAGCGAGACUGUAAGAAAUAUAUUUUCAGCGGUUCUCUACAUAUUACUGGACCUAAUCAGUUUAUGCCUAUGCUCGACAAUGGAACAACAUUUAAUCAAUUCAAAACAUAUAGCUACACAACAGGGUUAUUCACCAAUAACUUCGGUUAUGGCGACGGGGGUAGAACCGACUUUUUCUAUCCGGGUGAAGAACUGUACCUGAGGGUGACCUCUGACGAACAGGUGGGCUUCAGGUUUCUAUCAGCCGGUGAUACUACUAAAAUACGAAACAUAACCACUUGCACCGACACCCAACACCCGAGUUUUGUACUGUGGCAUUCUGGCACAUCAUCACAGUUGCUGCAAACACGCACCACGGGGAUGGGAAACACGGUACACGAGGAUUGCUUGGGCACUUAUUUAACCAAAACCCAGUUCAUUGGAGGGUUAAUGAGGGAUUUAACAGAUGAUCAGGGCGAGUUGAUCAUUCAGUGCUUUAAUACUACGAAUGAGGUUGCGUACGGCGUGAGCUCCCCGUCACAAGGCGGUACAGCCAGCAAAAGCGAUGUCGCGAACGCAGGUCUCAUUGCCUCUGUAGUGCUGGGUGUAGUAUUCAUCAUCGCUCUAGUAACAGCUGUGCUAUACUACCUGCACAGAUGGCGAAAAAAAAGGUCCGAGGCUUCUCGGCGGCGAUCAGAUGACCCCGCACGGGCCAGCAGGGAACAUCCGCUGUGUGGUCUCCCGAAUAAUUUCUUGGCCAAAAUCAACCAUCCCGAUUCCAUUCGAGUGCGCCAGCAAAUGCGCUGCAAAGUCAUACCGGCUGAUAGGGUGACUAAGAUGCACGAGCUAGGGCGAGGAAACUUCGGCACGGUUUACUGUGGAUUGCUUCUGGGUGACAAAUCAGGGGAGGAGUCACCUGUGGCCAUUAAAGAGUUGAAUAAUAGCAGUACGGGAGAAAAUAGUGAGGACGCGUGUCAGUUCCUGGUGGAAGCCCAAAUCAUGCGCGAUAUGAACCACGUGAACGUAAUGUGCUGCAUAGGUCUUAUCGAAGGACCCCCAUUGGGAAUAGUGCUGGAUAUCAUGACUAUGGGUGAUCUGAAUACAUAUCUUGGUUCUCAGGAUGAACGGGAGACGAGUGUAACAGUGGCGGAGAAGUACUUCUUUUGCUAUCAGAUAGCUCGGGGCAUGAACUACUUGGGACGGAUGGGAAUUGUCCACAGAGAUCUGGCAACGCGAAACUGUAUGCUGGGACUACCAUCCAAGCAGACGACAUUUGGAUUUCCCGAGCUGAAAGUGGCGGAUUUUGGCCUGUCGAGAGUCGUAUCAGACCAGGGCUAUUAUCGAAUGGAGAACAGAACGAAACUUCCAUUUGCCUGGAUGUCCCCCGAAGCUCUAACUGAGCGGACGUUUAACGGCAAAAGCGAUGUUUGGAGCUUCGGCAUCACUGUAUGGGAAAUAUUCAAUAACUGCAACGGGACACCAUAUGGGCGUGAUAAGAAUGUAUUUGCGAUACUGACAUUUCUGAAUUCCGGUCUCAGGCUCGAGAAGCCAGAGUGCUGCACAAAG